Molecule: messenger RNA, 3465 nt
Organism: Puccinia triticina
Lineage: Eukaryota; Fungi; Basidiomycota; Pucciniomycetes; Pucciniales; Pucciniaceae
Exons: 5
Coding region: 1-3465 (1154 amino acids)
Biological process (GO): positive regulation of transcription by RNA polymerase II; DNA damage checkpoint signaling
Cellular component (GO): nucleus
Molecular function (GO): histone binding
Source: RefSeq, a predicted model, not a curated record
AUGGACUCGCCAACGAAGAGCAUCGCAUGGGACAACAACAGGAUCCUGGUCAACUCGACUCCAUCGGACAAGAGCCCAGCAACCAGUCCCCAGCAGGAGCAACAGGAAGACAGCGCGCAGGAAUCAUACAUGAAGGAGCUCCUCGCGGAAACACAAGCACCGCUGGCCGAGCUCUCGACGGCCUCCGAGCAGCCCAGUAGCCCCCUCUGUGCCCCGCCGGUCCGUCCCAGCAGCACCCGGCUUGCAGACGACCCGUUCCACACCGACUUGCACUUCCCCGACGGCCGCUCCUUCAGCUUGGGCCCGGAAACACAGAAGGCCCGGAUGUCCAUGGAGAACAACGCCCGGCUCCUCCAGCAGGAACUCUCGCUCGAGCACAGCUCCCUCUUCUCGCACUUCCAACCCGACUCCCAGCGCGCUCUGUCUGCCCCCAAUCACAGCCCUCCGACCCCCCCAGCCCUCUCCUCCCCCCAAAAAGACACCACAACACGGGCCGUCGAAAUAGAAGACUCGCACGAUGAAAGCAUUCCCGCCGCAAAAGGCAGAAAGAGCCCGCCGGCCGAAGAAGAAGACGAAGACGAAGCAACUGAGCGCUCCAUCCAUCCUCAUCACGCCAACCGAGACCCGCACAGGAUUCGAGAGGACACCCCCAGUCCACCGCCAUCUUCCUCAUCAGACGCCGGCCAGGACGGCGCGAUGGCUCUCCAAAGCACCUAUUCUGGGCAAGAAGCGCCGCACCCGCCGGACGUCACGCUCCACCUCACGCCCCUCGCUCACGCCUCUCCUCUCCCCGACGACACACUUCCCACUACCCAAGAGGACAAGCGUCCGGCGGCCGAAGACGAGCAGGCUCGCCACGGGAGUGCUCCUCAUCCGCAAGGGAAACGUCUGCUGAUCGAAGAAGAAGAAUCAGCAAUAGCGCCGGCCAAUCCAUCGUCAUCAGACACCGGCCAGGACGGCGCGAUUCCUCUGCAAAGUACCUAUUCAGGGGAAGACGGCGCACGCUCGCCGCACCCGCCAGACGUCACGCUCGACCUCGCCUUCGACCAGGACGGCCAGCUGGAAGACUCGCACGAGCUCGACUCGGGCCUCCCGGCCCCGCUCGGUCCGCGGUCCAAACCACUUUUCUUCGCCGGCCCAUCGACGCCGCGAUCCGGAAAACGAUCGGCCAGGCGCUCCGCAUCCUCGGACCCCCCGUCUGCGCUGCUCGACGCCUCGUCUGCCCGCGACGAGAGCACUCUGGCCAGAGGCGCAUCCCAGCCCGCUGCCCGCCGAGCCGAUACCCCCACACCAGACCCAGCUCCCGUCCCGCGCGCAAAGCCUACCCCGCUCGCUGGCUCGCAGGACUCAGCGGAGAGAAACGGGGGCCGGGCGGCGCACAGACACGCCACCAGUCCGGUCGAGCCGACUACUCGGAUGGACGCCCGUGUCUCGCCCGCCGACGCUAGCAUCAGCCGGGACGGUGCCCAGACGCCCGCAGCUGCUGGCCGCCUCCACGAAGACCCUGGCCACGAGCCGCCGGACCAAUCGGCACACGACGCCGGUCUCCCGCCCGGCUCUCAGCCGUCGUCGCCACGUCCGGACGGCCUGUCCGGGCGUACCGAAACGGCUCGGGCAUCUCAGCUGCUGCAGAGGGGCGUCGAUGAGCACCCUCCUGCUGGACAAGCACAGUCUGGAUCGCAGCGGAGCAGCCCAGUCUCUGACGAACCCCCACGCAGUGACAUGCCGCCGCAGCGGGACGAUCCCGAUGUCGCCGCUCACCAGCCUCCCACAUCCCCAUCGGCCUCGCGAGACGAGUCUUCCACAGGAAGGAACGAACAGACCGGGCCGAUCGAGACCGCCGCCCAGGCCUCUCCCGCCGCGCCGGCCGCAGCCCCCGGCCCCGCGCCCACUCGGCGCCAAAGAAGCGUCCGCUCGGCCGGCCAGAAACGCAAGAGAGCUCACUUCCAACCCGACCUGGACACCCACCCGGCGCUCCCCGAAUCGGACGAGGAGGACUCGAUGCGGCUGGAGCCAAGGAGAGCGCGCACCGCGGCUGGCUCGCGCCGAGAUCCUCCAGCCUCCCGUCCGGCUCCCUCAACCAGGCCGGUCAAACAGACGUCCACCACUUCUCCCGUCGUCUCUGUUGUGGUCCCGCGGCUGCGCAAGGCCAAGGCGGCCCGGGCCGUGCGAAGCAAAGCCGUGCGGACGCCAGGGCCAGCGCCCUCGGACGCGCCUGCGGCCAUCCCGGUGCCCCGGGUGCUAGCGUGGCGGACGGACUGGGAGGCGUUUGGGCCGGGGACAGUGGUGUCGGUGACGCCGGACAAAGUGGUAGUGCGGUACGACGACGGGGUUGAGGAGGCGCGGGAGGUGGGGCAGCUGCGGCUGUGCCACAUCGGGGCGGGGGAUGUGGUGCAGUACAUCGGGACGGAUCUGGCGGAGGGCGAGUCGCAGGUGACGGGUGUGCGGAAGGCGAAGCGGGUGGUGCGGGUGGAGAAGGCGGAGGAGUGUGCGGGGACGCCGAUCAGCUCGCGGCACGACCUUCUGGUGACCUGCGAGGCGAGCGAGGACGGGUCGGCGACGGGGCCCGCAGGGGAGAGCCGGUUCCUGGUCGAGGCGGUCAUGCUCGUCCCGCCGGGCCCGCGCCGCCACACCGGGCUGAAGGACCGGCUGCUCCCGCAACAGAUCGUGCACGAGCUCCGCGAGCUGAUGAAGGCGCACAGCGGCGUGGGCAUGCGGGCCAAGCUGGCCGUCCCCCCGCCCCGCCCCGCCCCGCUGGGCGCCCUCUUCCACGGCCUCGGCAUCCUCCUCACCGGCGCCGCCCCGCCGCUCGCCCCCAGGCCGGCCUCCUCCCGCAAACCCACCCCUUCGUCCCCCACCCGCUCCCAGGUCGAGCAGCUCAUCCGCGACCACCACGGCCUCGUCAUCGCCAAGGUCUCCGAGCUCUACGAGAUCACCGGCACCGACCUGGCCCUCGACCCUUCCGAGCUCCCCGCUCCCCUCGACCCGGACCUUUCCUACCGCCUCUCGCCCGCCCCUAAGCACGAGAAGCUGCGGGCCAUCCUCCUCGUCGCCGACGCGCCGGUCAAAACGCUGAAAUAUCUGAUGGCUUUAGCCCUAGGGAUCCCGUGUGUGUCGACGAAAUGGGUGACACACAGCUGCGACCAAGGAUAUGCGCUGGACUGGGAGAAGUACUUGAUCGGCCCCGGGCCCUCCGUCUUCCUCGGCGCCGUCCCCGCCCUCGUCAACCUCCAGCUCCCCAUCCUCCACCGCCCCGCCCACCACCUCCGCGCCGUCUUCGACGCGCGCGAGCCGCUGCUGAUCCUGCGAGACAAGUCGGUGGUCUAUGUGUCUUCGAAGGCCAAGCCGAAGAGCGACUGGAACGAGACCGUGAAGCCGAUCCUGUGCGCGAGCGGGGCGACGCGGCUGGGCUUCGUGGAGACGAAGGGGCUAGCCGAGGCCGCGAAGCGGGGGGAUAUCCUCUAG